Molecule: messenger RNA, 765 nt
Organism: Colletotrichum truncatum
Lineage: Eukaryota; Fungi; Ascomycota; Sordariomycetes; Glomerellales; Glomerellaceae
Product: dash complex subunit spc34
Biological process (GO): attachment of spindle microtubules to kinetochore
Cellular component (GO): spindle microtubule; DASH complex
Source: RefSeq, a predicted model, not a curated record
AUGUCGUACCUAUCAAUUCACUUGGAGCAAAUAGCUCUGUCGUGCGAAGGCAUCGACUCUCUUCCCUUCCCACCGCCAAAGAUCUUCACAAAUGCAAUGCUAUACAACAGCGACAUCACUUCGCUAAUUCGCGAUACCGAAGCCCAUGAGCGCGCUCUGUUCUCCGUGCCCCCUCCCCCGGCCCCUGCGACUUCUCAGAACCCAGACCCGAAGCCGAACGGCCGUCGCCAGACCGUCUUUAACGUGGCCUCAGGCGAGGUCACAACUGGCCCUCCGACUGGUAGCAACCGUGGACUAGGAGGCGGCGGACCGCGCCGCCACACAGCCGUGUCUGCGGUGCUGGGAGGUGACCUGCACGACCAACUGCGCCGCGGUGAGCGCCAAGCGGCCAGCAAGGGCGGCGACGUCGAUGUAGAGGUCCUCCUGCGUGGCGCGACGAAACUAUGCGGCGUAUACGCGCUUCCCGGGGCUUUGGAAAGGAUCCCCCAGCUGAGGAGUCGCUACGCACACCAGACCAACACGUUGGCGUAUUACGAGGCCAAGGUUGCCGAGCACCAGGCCGCACUUGAAAAAAUGAACAAGGACCACUGGAUGGGCGACGAGGAGGAGCCGGAAGCGGAGGAAGAGGAGGACGAAGAUAUGAUGACCGAGGAGGACCUUAGGGCCGAGGAAGAGAUAGUGCGCGAGCUCGACCGCAAGAAGCGCGACCUGCAGCAGCGGCUGAGGGCGAUGGACAAGGAUUUGGGAGAGUUGCUGAACAUGUGA